This is a messenger RNA of Punica granatum (pomegranate), 618 nucleotides long. The record is from RefSeq and is a predicted model, not a curated record. NCBI's taxonomy places the organism in Eukaryota, Viridiplantae, Streptophyta, Magnoliopsida, Myrtales, Lythraceae.
AUGCAGCAGGCUGUUGGGACUGGGUUAGAAGCCCUGAUCCCACAGGCUGCCUCUAUUAAAAAGCUUGCUACGACUGAAGCAGAAUUGGCUGAGCAUGAUAUGCUGGUGUGGACUCCUCAUAAGAAUGGUCAGUACACUGUGUUCAGCACUUGGAAAUGUUUCAGACCAAGUAAACAGAAAGUGAAAUGGAGAAAAGCAGUUUGGUUUGCCGGACAUUUACCAAGAUCUUCUUUUGUUGCCUGGCUCGCUGUACGUAACAGACUAACCACAAGGGAUAGGAUGGUAAAAUGGAAGAUCACUUUGGCUGCUGAAGAGUGUGAACUUUGCAGCUCGCACUUGGAAACUGGAGACUAUCUUUCUGUUACUUGCCCUGUCACGCGAGGGAUAUGGAAGAGUUUAUUGGCUCGGGUUGGUCUUCAACGGUCAUCACCUGAUUGGGACUCAGGACUGAGAUGUAUCUCUGCUCUUAAGGGUAGAAGCUUGGGCACGGUUUGCCUGAAGUUGCUGUGGAUACACUACAUAUACUGUGUGUGGAAGGAGCACAACAACAGGAUAUUCAUGAAGCAUCUCCGUUCACCACAGGAACUGUACAGCACAUUUCAAGUGAUGUUAGGAUGA